UGAAAAAAAAAUACAAAACUGGAAAAAAGCAAUCAACACAAAUCCAACACCUCAACCCGAUCCCGAUUACAUACUUGUUUCUAUUAUCUCUAAAACAAAUUCCCAAUUGCAACACGUGGAUCCCUCCUACAAUACAAAAGCAAUCUCGUUUUCCGCUCCGCUCUGCUCACUGCGAACACUUUCGUUUCUUCUCAACGUUUCGGUUCAUCUAUUGUGAAUUUGCUUGUUUUGAGGUGUAAGGAGUUUUAUCAUUUUAGAGAUCGGAUUGGCUUCGGAAAAUUCUAGUUGAUUAGGUUUUUGAGGGUUUCCAAUUGGUAGUAGUUUUAGAAAAGUGGAGGUGAAGUGUGAAUGGGGAUUCAGACUAUGAAUUCUCAUGUGAGUGGUGGAGGGCAGCAAUCUCAUGUACAGCAUCAUCCACUGCAACGUUGCAACUCGUGGUUAGGCCUAACGCUAGACGAAGUUGAGAGGCACUUGCUAGGUAAUUUGGCAAAGCCGUUAGGAAGCAUGAACCUUGAUGAGUUGCUCAAGAAAGUGUGGACCACUGAUACUGGCCGCUCCUCUGGGAUGGAGAGCAUCGAAACAUCCCCUGCAGCGUCACUGCAGCGCCAAGCCAGUUGGUCGCUUGCUAGGGCUUUCACAGGGAAGACGGUGAAUGAGGUGUGGAGGGAUAUCCAGCGAGGGUAUAAGAUGAGCAAUGUGGAGGGCUUUGGUAGCCAGGAAAGAACACCCCCGACCCUUGGUGAGAUGACUUUGGAGGACUUUUUGGUGAAAGCGGGGAUGUACGUGUCCAAUGCUUCCACCGUUUCUAUUGAACCCAUGAUGUCCUUGGAUAGCGCACUCAAGUCCCACAAAUUCUCAUCUCAAAUGAGGUCGUUGUCUCCUUCGCCUUCAAUUGAUGAUUUGUCAGAUACGCCAUUGCCUGGCCGGAAGAGGAUGCCUGGGGAUCUUGAGAAGACCAUCGAGAGGAGGCUAAGGCGAAAAAUUAAGAACAGAGAGUCUGCUGCACGGUCACGUGCAAGGAAACAGGCCUACCACAAUGAGUUGGUGACCAAGGUCUCACGACUUGAAGAGGAAAAUUCAAAGCUUAAGAAGGAAAAGUUACCUUUGAUGAACAGAGUCCAUUUGAUCUUGAGGGCUUAUUCUACCUUCAGAUUGUCUUGGUGUGAAAGCAAAUGGGGUUCGUUCGACAGCUAUACUGUCAACUGUGAUAUCCCGAAUUCGAACAGAUAACCACAUGUGAGCCCUGCACACUAAGGUUUCAGCUGCGAAGAACUUCUUCAUUCUAAUACUCUAUGCGAACAAAGUUUUUGAGUGGAGCCUAUUCAAUAUAGGGUAGAAUUGGCCUGCAUUCCAUCCCUGCAUUGCUUCUGUAGUAGUGUAGUGUGUAAAAAUGUUACCCUUCUUGUAGGAGAUGAAGACCUAGAUGCUUGUUAUUAGAAAAAAAAUGAUGCAACACCACUUUAAUGUAUAGUUGAUAUUAAAUUA
Messenger RNA from Salvia hispanica, 1485 nucleotides. NCBI's taxonomy places the organism in Eukaryota, Viridiplantae, Streptophyta, Magnoliopsida, Lamiales, Lamiaceae. The record is from RefSeq and is a predicted model, not a curated record.